Gracilinanus agilis (Agile Gracile Mouse Opossum) is the source of this 514-nucleotide messenger RNA. RefSeq names its product apolipoprotein C3 (gene APOC3). The record is from RefSeq and is a predicted model, not a curated record. Gene Ontology annotation, cellular component: very-low-density lipoprotein particle; intermediate-density lipoprotein particle; extracellular region. The transcript has 4 exons. Gene Ontology annotation, molecular function: lipase inhibitor activity; phospholipid binding; high-density lipoprotein particle receptor binding. Gene Ontology annotation, biological process: cholesterol homeostasis; negative regulation of low-density lipoprotein particle clearance; negative regulation of high-density lipoprotein particle clearance. Lineage: Eukaryota; Metazoa; Chordata; Mammalia; Didelphimorphia; Didelphidae. Bases 57 to 359 code for a protein of 100 amino acids.
CUUCCUAAUCCCAAUCCGCGCGACCCAGGAAGCAGCUUUCCAGACACAGAGUGACCAUGCAGCCCCGAGUUUUCCUUGUUGCUGUGUUCCUGACCCUACUGGUCUAUGCUAAUGCCCAGGAGACAGAGGAAACACUCUUGAACCGGGUCCAAGACUACAUGCAGCAGGCAGCCCGACAAGCCCAGCAAGCUUUGAACAAUGUGCAGGAAUCUCAGGUGGCCAAGCAGGCCAAGGACUGGGUGACUGAUGGCAUCUCUUCCCUGCAUGAUUACUGGAGUACUUGGACAGGCAAAUUCUCUGGCCUAUGGGAAAAGGCUGAGGAGCCAGUGGCAGACGGUCCUCCAAAAGUCACACCUUGAAGACUCAUCUCCAUCAUUUUGAGUGUCCAUCUGUCCCUCUCCCUGCCUCCCUGGAUUCUCCUGUCGCCAGGGCUUCCUGGACUCUUCUAUGAUGUGUCAGGAAAGCAUAUGUCCCCAAGUCAAGCACUGCCCUUGAAAUAAAGCUGGAUAAGAAA